CAUAUACGAUAUACGAUUAGAUCAGCACCUAAACAGUAUCAAAUCUAUCAAACUUUCAAACAAACGGCCUCCUAAAACACUAUCAAACUAAACAACUCAAAUACAAUCUUAAGUUUUGUACAAACAAAUCAAAUCAGCGUCCAAAGUUUGUUUGAUUUGCUUAAUGACAAGUCUGAUGCUCGCGCUCCCACUCCAGAGCGAAGUCUUAGUAUGGAGAGAGAAUGAUGGCUGGAAUGGCCCGUACAAGGUCGCAAGUAUAGACGGCCACAACGUCACUGUCGAUAUGGUCAAUGGUCCAACAACAUUCAGAUCCACUGUCGUCAAGCCAUACUACAGACCGGACCACCUUUGGAGCGACCCCGAUGCGCCACACGCGCCACACGCGCCGAAUGAGCCGCAUGAGCCGGUAGCAGUACCACCGGCAGUACAACCACGCAGGAGAGGCCGCCCUCCAGGAUCAAAGAACAAGCGGAAGGGGCACGCAUACAUCACCAAGAAGGAGCAGGACGAUCUUGAGCUAGCUAUUAAGCUACGCAACGAUGGAGUAAUCACAACCUCAGGCGCACCCUUUGAAGCGUCUGAUGACCAAGAGAUUAGCGACCUUGUAGGCCGUGGAGUCUUCAAGUUUGAGCAGUACGACGAGAGGCUACACAGCAAGAUCCGGAUCUUCAAGUCACGCCUGGUACGUGAGGUCAAGGGAAAGACAACCAAGCCCUAUGAGAAAUCCCGCCUAGUUAUCCAAGGCUACCAGGACCACGGCAAGGAGACUAUUCUGACGCAAUCUCCAACCAUCCAGCGAUGUAGCCAGCGCCUGAUUAUGUCGCUGGCGCCCGAGAUGGUACAACGCGGAAUGAACAUCGAGCUCCGUGACAUUACGCAGGCGUAUCCCCAGGCGCAGACAACCCUAAAGAGGACGAUACUCGCACAUCUUCCUACUGAGCUAGUCCAUCGAUAUCCAGAAGGCACGCUACUCCAUGUGAUCAAGCCGCUGUAUGGAAUCGCGGAGGCAGGAGUCCACUGGUGGACAACGUAUCACGGACACCAUUGCAAGGAACUGGACAUGGCAACAUCGACGUACGACCCAUGCCUAUUGAUCACGAACAGCGACGACGCAGGCAUCUUUGGUAUUGUUGGCAUGCAGACAGACGACACUCUCAUGCUCGGGACACCAGCGUUCUCGUCACGUGAAGAGAAGAAGAUCCAGAAGGCAGAGUUCAGGUCAAAGCCAAAAGCAAGGUUGACACCAGAAGUGCAGUUAGACUUCAAUGGAUGUACACUCACGAUGGACGCUAGCAGAGUCAUGAUCCUUAGGCAGAAAGGACAAGGAGGAAGGAUCAGGCUUGUGGAUAUCAGGGCACCCGACCGCGCGCAACAGUACACCGAGCAGCGCGCCCGCGGAGCGUACAUCGCAUCAACAUGCCAACCAGAGGCGUCAUUUGACCUGUCCGUCGCUGCUCAAGCUCAGCAACCAUCAGAUGAGGACAUCAAGGCACUCAACAAACGCCUGAAAGGGCAGAUGGAGAAUCUCGAUCGUGGCCUGCGCUAC
Pyrenophora tritici-repentis Pt-1C-BFP is the source of this 1546-nucleotide messenger RNA. RefSeq lists its product as uncharacterized. The record is from RefSeq and is a predicted model, not a curated record. Lineage: Eukaryota; Fungi; Ascomycota; Dothideomycetes; Pleosporales; Pleosporaceae.